Papaver somniferum (opium poppy) is the source of this 1101-nucleotide messenger RNA. RefSeq lists its product as uncharacterized. The record is from RefSeq and is a predicted model, not a curated record. The transcript is spliced from 3 exons. Gene Ontology annotation, molecular function: protein dimerization activity. The coding region runs from base 1 to 1101 and encodes 366 amino acids. Lineage: Eukaryota; Viridiplantae; Streptophyta; Magnoliopsida; Ranunculales; Papaveraceae.
AUGUUUGUCAAUGAGAAGUGGACGCAGUCUAGUGUAGCUAAAGAAGUUGUAGGGAAAAUGAUUGUUAAGAUUGUUGCUAGUGGUGCAUUUUGGGCGCAUUGUGAUUUCUCUUGUAAGGUAUUGAAAUCUUUAGUGGAUGUUGUAAGAGUGGUGGAUAUCGAGCUGAAGCCAACCAUGGGUGUUAUAUAUGAAGCAAUGAGAUUGGCAAGGGAAAAGCUACAAAUAACAUUUAGAGAAGAUAAAGGGACUUUGGACAAGAUCACGGCUAUUAUUAAUGAAAGAUGGGAGGACCAGUUGGAUCACCCUCUCCAUGCAGCAGCUUGGUACUUGAACCCUUCUAUAUUUUACAAGAUUCCGCAAGAAGAAAUGGGCAGUAGCUCAAAGUAUGCGAUGCUAAAGAGGGGACUUUUUAAUGCAAUGGAAAAGCUCAUAACUGACGACAACGAACAUGAUAAGGCUAUAAAGCAGUUGAGAUUGUACAGUGAUGCAUAUGGAGCGUUAGGAACGCAAGCUGCAGUCAAAAGCAGGGACACUACAACACCUUAUGAUUGGUGGAUCACUUACGUCGGGAUGGAUGUUCCAGAACUCCAAAAAUUUGCGAUAAGGGUCUUGAGCCAAACUUGUAGUGCUUCAUCGUGUGAGCGAAAUUGGAGCACAUUCGGCAAUAUGCAUACAAAGAGGUGCAAUCGUUUCUUACAACAGAAGUUGAAUGACUGUGUUUAUAUUCAAUACAACAAGAAAUUGCAGCGCAGAUACGAAGAAAUACAAAGACAUAAUUUUGGGGCCCCUGAAAUCCCUAUUUUUUUGGGUGCACUUGAUGAAGAAGAUAAUUGGUUGGACCCUGAGAACUUGAGUGAUUUGAUUCAUCAAGCUGAUGAGUUUACAGGUGCUCAAGCAAACCAUGCUAUAGGUAUCAGUUCAGGACCAGUUACAAGAAGUAUCCGACGAGUUCCUAGGGUCCACUCUCCAAUUGAUGUCGUGGACGAUGAAUUUGAUUCUGAUUUUAACGGUGAAGCUCGAGUACCUGCCAGCGAGGGGUUAUAUGGUGUUGGAAGUCCUUUGGCUGAUCCUGCAAACGCUAUUAUGGAUGAUUUACUUUAG